CUAUUCACUUGCGGAACUGGACGAAGAAAAUGUUGCGUAAUAGACGCGUAAGAACCAGAUCAUAUAAACAAGGUUCGAACAGGAAGUCGGGUCAGAGUGAUGUCUAAGAAGGUGUUAAGGUUUCGGAUUAUUGACUUGUAUGGCAUUUGUUAUUGUUGAAAUGCGACGGACAGAACUACCGAUCGGAUGUUGACAACCCAACUAUUUUAACGACAUAGGCUCGACUGAAUAAUUCAGGAAGUCAGCUAUAAAACUGGCAGGAAUGUGAUAUUUCUGGCUGUCAAGGAGAAAACAAUGUGUUCCGCAGAGAGAAAUAUAGACCUUCAACCCAUAUUGUCCGACCCGAGUCUCAUCCUGGAGCUGAAGACAAGGCGCCCUCCGUCGCUGGAGGGACGGGCGGGCUGUGAGACGUGGAGUGUGGACUUUUCUCCGGACGGAGCGUGGUUCGCCUGGUCCAUGGGUCACGGGAUCGUAUGGGUCGUCGCUUGGCCCCUUGACUCCGAAGAGAGCCAGGCAGGUGAACUGGACAGAGGCGACAAGAGUUUCAGCUGCGGGGAGCCAGUGUGGGGACUUGCCUUUGGACCCAGACCACCCAAGUCCCCCGCGUUGUCCCAUAAAAACACACAGAGUAAAGGGGAUCGGUUACUCCUAGCCACGGGCCUUGAAAAUGGAGCGAUUAAAAUCUGGAAUGUUCUUACGGGUGGUCUUCUGUUUGAUCUCCGUGGCCACGAGGGAGUCGUACGGAAUCUGGUAUUUCCUCAGAACGGAAAACUAACCCUUGUUUCUACUUCUCGCGACAGGACGUUGAGAAUAUGGGACUUGAAACAUAAAGUUCCAAAGGUGCAGGUUCUGACGGGCCACAAGGACUGGAUCAGCUGCUGCUGUGUCUCCCCUGACUGCAGCAUGGUGGCUUCAGUGGGCCGCUUCGACAGAAUGGUGUGUCUGUGGAGCCUUCGGUCGUACACGUUCAUCAGGAACCUGACGGGGGCACCACACAAGACCUUCUACCUGCUAGCAUCAUGCCACUUCUCCCCCGACGGCGCGCUGCUGGCCACUGCCGCCUUCAGCGGCUCCAGCUGGUGGAUCGACCUGUGGGACCCUUACACUGCAGAUAAGCUGGCCACACUGGUCAACUACUGUGAAAUUUACGGGCAGAACCAGAUCUCUGCGAUCCAAUUCUCACAUGACGGUCUACACCUAGCAAUAGUCACAGAGGACAGGGCACUUCGUAUCUGGGAGCUGGGUCAGAAGGGGAUGGUGAUGCAGACCAAAGAGGACCGGGCCUCCAACGGACUCUGCUGCAACUUCCACCCGCUGGGCGGAGUGGUGGCCACCGGGACCAGAGACGGCCACGUCCGGUUCUGGAAGGUGCCCGCCGUGGUGCCCACUCUCUGCCACCUCUGUCGCUCCACCCUGCGUCUCUCGGUCUCCACCCACCAGAUGGAGGCGCUGCCCAUUCCCCGGCGAAUCCUAGAGUACCUCACUUACCGCAACAUUCCCGCCCGCCUGCAGACCCCAUGCUCCCCGGAAGACGACUGGGGCAGCUAAAGGACUGAAGGUCUAGCCUGAGGGAUGAAGGUCAGGGCUCAGAGCACGUCCAUGAGGUGGGGUUGGCACGGUCUUGGUGUCGGGUGUGUAUGCGGGUUACUCUUGUGUAUGCGUGUUACUCUUCUAGCCACUAUGACGACUUGGUAAUUAUUAGCACACGAGUAAUGACACAUCAGUUGUUAUUAGCACAUGAGCAAGGACGCAUCAUUGCAGCUUUUGGCGUAUCUUUAACUUACAGUAAGUGGCGAGGUUGUAGUUAGCUUGGACUUAAGAACCACUCAUGCUCUCUGAGAACACCGACAUCCUACUAAGCUCCUGGGGUCCUUAUGCAGAGGCUGUUCAUGGAUGCAAUGACAGCUAGGGGUGGUCAGGAAAAAACUAUGGUUCACUCAUCUUUGGACUGAUGCAAAGUCAGCGCUUUACAAUUUAGUGUGUUUACAUACUCUUAGAGUGGGAGUGUUUCAGUUAAAUGACAAGAUUUUAUUGCUUUUCUGCUAAUGCACACAUUGCAAUUUAUCGAGAUGUACUCCAUAAUUGCACUAAACAAAUUCUUGAUAUUCACACACACUUAAUAUUUCUAUGAUUAUUUAUUGUGUAAAUAAGAUAUACAAUUAUAUCAAAUCGUUUGUUUACAUUCUAAUAGAAUAAAAGCCAUUUUUUGGUUAUUUACCUCAUAAUCUACUUGUAAAUAAAUAAAAGAACAUAGGAAGGACAAAGUAGGAAAAGUUUAUUUUAGAUAUUCAACGUUUAAAAAACUGUAACAAAGUGUAAUUGUAUUAAAGACGAGGAAGAAAUUUUGUAAGCUUCCUGGUCUUAAAGUUCACCAUCUUGCAGAUAAAUGAGUGACUCUGCAACUCGGUACAUUCCAGUCCAUUUGUUUGUUUAAACACAUUCAGUCACCUCCAUGUCUACCUGGCAAAUCACUGGAACCUUGUUGGAAGGUUUCCCUUUCAUCCCAGUCAUUCCAUACCAUGCCAAGGUUCCUGGAAUGGGCCGACGUUAUUCUCAAAGUCUUCCUUAGGGGGGAACCGUCACACGUAUUGUGCAAAAACAAAACAAAGAACCUGCAACAUCAACUCCGUCUGGGCGCAUUUGGUACUUGUCAGCAAUAGACAAAAAAAUAAGUCUUCUUACUGAAACGCAGUGGCUGUUGAAUAACGCAAUGACUUCGAAACAUGCUAUGAAGCAGAACUUUUAUACGGAAAAAGCCAAGAGUGAUGGUUCCCCGGUCUGUCAACAUCAGUAGACAGAGUAGACUACUUGAGAGCCUCAGAGACCACUAGGUCUCGCACGGCCUGGAAGGCUGCCACCAUGGAGCUCAGCUGGAUCUUCUCAUUGGUUCCUGAGGCCAGCCUGUGUCUAAAUAGAGUGUGUAUGUGUGUGUGUGUGUGUGAGGGAAAAAUACAUUGUUAAUUCAUGUACCCUUGUUAUUUUGCUAUUUGUUUUGAUGUUCCUCAAGUUGUUGUCUGGCAUUAGUCUGUAUGUAAAACAAUGUGUCUCGUUUUUAUUGUGUUAUGUUUGACGAAUUUAACUUGUGUCUGAGUGAUGCAACUUACUCCACAUCAGCGAGUUUGAUGAGAAGACCCAUCCGUAUGGCUGGGGGGAAAUCAACUGCAAGGGUAAAAGGGAAACAAAACGUUUUUUUCAGAAUGGUUGACCUCACAAAACCACUCUGAAAACAUCAUAUAUAGAUUGUGUAUUUAUAAAGAUCAUAUAUAACGUAUGAGGAAAUAAAAAAAAUUGACCACUGGUGCUUUCUUAAAUUUUCCCCAAGAUGAAAAAAUCUAUACGAAUCCCACCGCUUCAUUUACAUCUUAAAACUUCUCUGAAGCAAAAACACACACAACUCCCCCUGCAACAAGAGGGCCAGUAGUCAUGGCAACAGCAGGGGGUCUCCCAGGAAACCGCAGCAAGGAAACAACAAGAGCUAGAAUGCAGACGUAACAAACAAAGCCUGGUCUGCUCUGUACAGUACCCUCUAGCUUAUGUUACGGCUCACAUCCAAACAGCCUGGUCUGCUCUGUACAAUACACUCUAGCUGAUGCUACAAACCAGCUCACACCCAUAUGGAGCUAGGUCUGCUGUUGUCUGGACGUGUCCGACUGAGUAGACUCUGGGGCUGGGUGAAGAUGCACACCACAUUCGGUGAUCAUGGCACCCAGGAUAAAUCAGCCAUCAGCACGGACACACACACUCAGGAGAGCUUUGACCUCACCCCACCUUAGCUGCAUGCAACAAACCUUCAAACUCUGCCUUAAAAUAAACUGGUCUCUCAACGUCAUCUCCCUGUGUUCUGGGGUUGCAGGAACCCAGUAAAGCCACCUAGGUGACGUGUGUUACAGUAACUACCUAAUGUUCAAUAAAUGUCCUUUCUACCAGUCCCACCGGGCCUUACCUCGGUGUACCAGCAGGUGGACUUCUGUAAGGAUGUCAUGGAGGGCCAAGCCUUUCAAGGUCUUCAGCUCGAGGAUCUCUGUCAGGACAGUGCUAAGGCCCAUUAUGCAGCAGCGCUUCGAGAUUUGUCAUGCUUUAACCCUCCAAAUAUUAGACUCCAACUCCCUUGAAAUAACCUCUUUGACGGUUAAUCAAUUUACCUUCAGGCGGUUUCAGGCUUUUUAUUUGGUGUACUGUUACUCUGGUUCUCUUGAACAAUAAUGUACGUCUGUACAUUAUGUACAGACGGACACCCCGUGUCUUCUCACAACAGGCUGAAGGAUACGUUGGUAGGCGGCGGUGAAGUCUUUGUUGAGCGACCAGUCGAGGAUGUUGGCGAUGUCGGAGCGGAGGGGGUGACCCGUGCAGGUGUACACAGUCUCCUCGGUGACCUUUCCAUACGCCAUACUGGUGCUCUGGGAGGUCAACACACAAACGUUUCUGUUGAGAUGUACUAAAUAUAUAUAUAUAUAAACCCCAAUGUACAGGUACAGUCUUGAGCAGGACGCCGUAAAUAUUUCUAAAAUGACACUUCCAAGUCACUUUGGAUAAGAGUGUCCGCUAUAUGACUUAACAAUGGGUGAACUAAACUGUGGUAGAAAGCCUUUCAUAGUACCUGCAGUAUGUUGAGCGAUCUUCUCAUGUCUCCGGACGACAAAGUCACGAUGCCCCUCAUGCCGUCGGGAGUUAUGUCGAUGCUGCCAGAACAACAAGGUUGUCAGCGCUUUGUAGAAAUACCUUUCCGAAAGUUCCAUCAAGCUCCAUGAGAUUAUCCUCGACCCCUUGCACAUUCUGGUUUCUCGCCUAGACUGUGCCGUCUACCCCUGCUACAUCAUAGUAGGACUGUUGGAUCCCAGGUUAGAUCAUUAUUAAGCAAUUCCCUGCUUCCUGGAUCAACCCAUUUAUUUGAUUCAUAUGAUCAAACUCACAGGUUAUAAAAUAACUCAACACUCUCCCGCCAUACUUAAACCCUCAUUCUACUUAAAUUAGUCGCCGUGGAUCGCUGCGCGGGUUUCUAGGUUAGGGCGGAACGAGGUUAAGGGUAAAUAAACUAAUAAGGUCAGGGUGACUAGACAGUGAAUAUACUGGGGGAGGUUAGGGAGAAUAAACUAGCGGAGGUAAGGGUGAGUAGACGAGGAAGGUUACAGUUAGGGUGAAUGAA
This is a messenger RNA of Gadus chalcogrammus (walleye pollock), 5143 nucleotides long. RefSeq names its product WD repeat and SOCS box-containing protein 2-like. The record is from RefSeq and is a predicted model, not a curated record. Bases 295 to 1548 code for a protein of 417 amino acids. Gene Ontology annotation, molecular function: protein binding. NCBI's taxonomy places the organism in Eukaryota, Metazoa, Chordata, Actinopteri, Gadiformes, Gadidae. The transcript is spliced from 9 exons. Gene Ontology annotation, biological process: intracellular signal transduction.